Fraxinus pennsylvanica is the source of this 1446-nucleotide messenger RNA. NCBI's taxonomy places the organism in Eukaryota, Viridiplantae, Streptophyta, Magnoliopsida, Lamiales, Oleaceae. The record is from the annotation of a GenBank genome assembly.
AUGGAAGCACGCCCAGCUUUAUCCAUUCAAAGAUCAGGUGUAAGACAACUAGGUAAAUUCGGAGCAUCUGGGACUUCUUUACCUGAUAUUCCGAUCCCUUUGGAAGAGACAUAUCCCAAGUUACGGGACUCUCAGCAGGUUUUCACAGAGAGCGAACUCAUGCAACAUCCUCCAGCUGUCCUUUCAUCAUUGUCUUCCGACAGUGGGGUUGUUGGUCAUAUAUUUUCUUCAUCCUCAGGAUUUUCUAGUGAUCUUCAUUUUUCAUCUGUCCCAAAGCAAGAAAAGCAUCAUCUAAGGCAAGCCCCUUUCAUUUCUCAAUCGGCAAAGAAUGGGACAUCAAUUACAUUACCAAAUUCUUGUGAUUCUGGAAUUCUCCAAUCCACAGCAUCAAGCCAAUAUACCAAAGAAAAUAACAGCUCUUCCUGGGGUCCAGAUUCAUUGCCUGAUUUUCUUGAUUAUUCAUUUGGUACCUCAAUCCAGAAUGGUCAGCUAGAAAGUAUCAACAGUGGUGACAUUGGCAUUUCAUCUGAGGAUCUUAGCAGAAGAAAUGAUUGGCAGGAAUGGGCUGACCAGCUUAUUACUGAUAAUGAUCCUUUGACCUCUGAUUUGAAUGAGCUUCUUGCUGAUGCAAAUGUUGAACCAAAGAUGUCCAAGCAGCCAGUAAAAUUUUCAAUGCAGCCAUCCCAAAUACCCCAACAGCCUCCAGGUACACCUGGAGAAACAAACACAGUUGUUACUCAAUCAUCAUCAGCAAAUGUGGCUCCAGUAAAACAACGCAUGCGUUGGACACCAGAACUUCAUGAAGCCUUUGUCGAAGCAGUCAACAAACUUGGUGGGAGUGAAAGAGCUACUCCCAAGGGUGUUUUGAAGCUAAUGAAAGUUGAAGGUUUGACAAUUUAUCAUGUGAAAAGUCACCUGCAGAAGUACAGAACAGCUAGAUACAAGCCAGAGACAACAGAAGAAUCUUCAGAGAAAAGACUACCGUCUGUUGAAGAAUUGUCAUCCUUGGACUUGAAAACGGGAAUUGAGAUCACUGAAGCAUUGAGGUUGCAAAUGGAAGUGCAAAAGCGUCUGCAUGAACAGCUUGAGAUUCAAAGAAAUCUACAACUUCGAAUUGAAGAACAAGGGCGAUACCUGCGGAUGAUGUUUGAGAAACAGUGCAACUCCGGGUCUGACUUGAUCAAGGGGACUUCAUCAACUAUGGAGACCUCCAUUAAAGAGUUGUCGGGUGCUGCACAAAGUUCUCCUGCCAGAGAUGAUGCAGGAUUACAGGCACCUAUCAGCAAAACAGGAGGUGACCAAUCUAACAUAUCCACAGCAUCAGGAGAAAACUCUCAAGACGGAGGAGAGAAAUAUAAAGCUCAGGAGACUCAAGUUCUUAAAAAUUCAGAGGCAAACGUUGACGGCACAUCACCAUCCUCGAAACGUGCUAAAGUGCAUGAAUAG